This is a messenger RNA of Hydractinia symbiolongicarpus, 3585 nucleotides long. RefSeq lists its product as uncharacterized. Bases 101 to 3403 code for a protein of 1100 amino acids. The transcript is spliced from 5 exons. The record is from RefSeq and is a predicted model, not a curated record. Lineage: Eukaryota; Metazoa; Cnidaria; Hydrozoa; Anthoathecata; Hydractiniidae.
CGACAAACUAAAUUACAUGGUUUGAAAACACUUUCUCGUUGUGUAUGGUAGUGGUUGUUUUUGCCAUUAUGGUUACUAAGGUCAUGAGUUUAUGUGAAAAAUGUGGCUGGUUCUGGUGUUGUGUUUUUGUCCUGUGGUAAACGGUUUUUUUGAUUAUGAGCUGUACCAUAACUUGACAGCUGAAUCGCUACAAGGCGCCGAAGUAACAACAAAAAAUGCUGCUGACAGAACAAAAGUUGAAAAGCUGGCAAUGCAUGGCUUCGGUCGUGUCUUAACAUGGAACGUAAAGAAACUUGGCGCGUGUUUACGCCAGGACAAUGUUGAGCAACUCAAAGAAGUAGUGUGUGUUAUCCUACAAAGUGCGAACGUUAUUGUCCUGCAAGAAACAGAAAAUUUGGAUUUGUCGUGCCUACCAUGUAACACUGUAUUAAAAGAUGAAUAUGAAUGGCCAGCAGAGAAUCCAAACAAUGACUUCAAGAUCAUGAUCAGAACUAAACAUAGUCAUUCCUUUAAGGUAAAUAAGGCUGGAAAGUGCGAAUCCGCUCAACUUGGGAACAAAAAAAGCGACCUCGAUAAUCCAGAUUCUUUGUACCAAACAGCGAUGCGCAAGUUACAGUUUAGCGUUGAACAACAGAGACAACAACAGCAGCUCGGGGGCUAUCGCACAGUGACAACAAAAGCAGUUGAUGGACCCAACACAUACAUAGGCUCGGACGCAAGCGAUGUACAUUCUACGUAUGAAGAUUUUGCCACGGACGAAAAGUCGCAACGUAUAAAUCAGCCCUUAGCAGCUGUGAAGGCUCCAGAUUCACCAGCCCUUAAAAAAUCUCAGCAUCUUAGUUUUCAUGAGAAAAAUAAGGAACUUCGCAUAAAUGUAAGGUUUCACGUUGUAAAUAACAGCUCUGGUAAUAUGGUGAACAACUCCAGUUUAUCUCAGCUAACCUCUAGCAGUGAGCCUUCUCAAGAAAGUAUUGCAAACUCUGUUGCUAGUGAAACACAAAUUUUCGACAAGAACGAGAAUCAGCAGGACUUGACACGUGAUCAUACAAACCGGUUUCUACUGACGCCCGCAUUACAUUCUGAAACGUCCGAUCCUUCGAAAGACGACACGGUCAAUAAUCGAUUUGUUUCAGACACAACAGAUACAAACACGACGCAACAUGCGGAACGAUUUCGUACGAAGGAAAUUGACACGGAUAAUGUAACGUCAGCCGAAGAGGACUUGCAGACACGUUUACUAAAGGACAAAGAAAUGCUCAACAACACCACGAUUAACGAACAGAAAAGCGAACGAUUUCGUUUAAUAACUGAUCAACUAAAAAAUAUCGAAAAAGAAAUCGUUAUGUUACAUGGAGCGAACGAUAAUUUUGAAAAUCGUUUUUAUAGGAACGAGAGUGGGAAAAACACCUCCGCUGCGGUAGAGAGCGGUGUGAUGAAGUCUGACGUAUCCAAAUGGAAAACACGGUUAACUCUGCCGACAUUGACGGAAGAAAAAAAUGAUCGUUUCCAUGCCAAUGACGUCCUAAUAACUGAAAUGAAUCCAGCAAAACUUGACAAUGCAAGGUCGUCAGAAAGUACAUACAGCGAAGCAAGUGAGACAUCACCACAGAGAAACGUCGAAGAAGGUACACCUUUAGCGGACAUUGAUUUAGAUUCUGACAAAAUGCACCAUUUAGUUAACGAAGUGCUAUUACAACCAAAGUUAAGAACAUUCAACGAAGAAUUUAAAAAUGACCAGCUCUUGGAAGAGUUGCUAACACAUCGGCGAUUACACUAUAUGCAAAAUAAAUCCAGUGAAGCGAGAUAUAAGAGAACAUUGAAAGUGUUACACCUAAAAAGAAGGAAAAAAGGCGUGAUGGGAAAAACUAAAAGACGUAGUCAUCGUUUGGGUAAACGAGUAAAGGCAGUAAAUGCUAGCAAAAGAGGCAAUGUUGUGGAACCCACAAACGAACUCAACUACGUCAUAACAACCGUAACGUCUGAUUUAAAUUCAGGAGAGCCGUUUCUCGUUGCUAACGUUAAAUUACCUAGAGAUAAACGAUUUCAACGUCAUUGCAUGGAAAAAAUUAUGGCCGACGUUAGCAAUACUAAUUCUGAAGCUGAAAAAAAGUUACCCGUGUUUAUUAUGGGAGACUUUCAUUUCGAUCAUUUAACCGGUGCAGACGAUACGGGAGAUAUCUAUAAAAUUUUAAACAAUUUACAAAUUGAUGGAGAUAAUUAUCAUGCACCAAUCAUAUACAGCGAAAAAGAUCCAAUCACAACCGUGUACGGCCGUCGCUUUGACAACAUUUUAACAAACAUGAAUCUAAAAGGUAACCUUAAAACGAUCGGUCCAGAUUUGCCUGUUGAACCGGAACCGAUUAUUCUACCGUUGACAUUACAAAGACUUUAUAAUAAUUAUAUGACGGCCUUGUACUCUUCGGAUGGCGGAGAGUCGGAUUCAAUCUAUGAAUGUAUUAAAGCAUUUCAGCUAGCAGGCAAAUCUGAGCUGAAUAACGUCGUUUGUAAAGAUAGCUGGGUCCCUUCAAGCUUCAUAAGCGAUCACUUGCCACUGCAGGUAAAAGUAAAAAUAAAAGUUCCAGGAAAGUCUUCUCCGAUUGAGAUUAACAUUGCGAGUUGGAAUAUUCAAGGCGAUACUUUUAAAGAACGAUUGAUGGAUCCUGCUGUGAAAAAGCAAUUCUUUUCAUACUUGAAGAACUUCAAUAUGGCUGUCUUUCAGGAAUUUCCAGGACAUGAUCGUAUUUUGGAUGACGAUGAACUGGGAACAAGUGAUAUUGUUCGAUUGAAACAAGGCGAUAUAACCACGGAUUUUGGCAUGUAUGUGAGUGAAUACUCCAAGGACGGAGAAGCAGAUAUGUUUGUACUUCGAAAAAAAUUCAAAGACGAGGAAACUGUAACGUUAGACGACAACUCCCACGUCAUUACAACAGUCGGUUUAUUUGCACCGAAAUUAGUUAUCGAUACCGUAAAAAUACGACCAUGUUUGUAUACCGUCAAAACAAGCGAGAAUGACGUAUCCACCGGAGUGGGGUUUGCAAAAAUCAUGAAUGCUAUACAGAAGGACGUCGCUACAAGAAAAUGUGACUUUAAAGUUCUACUCGGAAGCAUGAACCUGGAAGAAAAUUUUGAUCUUGAUAAAGAAAUAUAUAAAAAUUACAAGUAUAUCAACAUGAAAUGUAAAAUGACUGAUGGAAAGAACAAGUACACAUACAAUAUCCCCAGAUCACGUGAUCUUGCUGAUUACGUCAUCAUACUUGAUCGAGAUAAAGACGUAGAAUUUGAUGAGUGUACCAUCGGACUGCCAGGUGAUGAGCCGAAAAGAGGGAUAGAUAAGUUGAGUGACUUUGAAGAGUUGUCGACACACUACCCCUUCUCCAUUGUGGUGAAGAAACCCGAAAUCUAGUGGGAACACAAACUGUGGUGAAUUCAUUAUCACAAAGCUUAUACCUCCGCAAUUGUAAUCAAGGAGCUAUAUGUACAAGAAACACAUAUUCAUGGAGAUUUACAAAUGUAAUAGUUGCAACUUGUAUUAUAUACAUACAUCAUUAUCACUCAGCUCACAGAAUGUAUGCCCCAUCUACAUAA